This is a messenger RNA of Fonsecaea monophora, 1035 nucleotides long. RefSeq lists its product as hypothetical. The record is from RefSeq and is a predicted model, not a curated record. NCBI's taxonomy places the organism in Eukaryota, Fungi, Ascomycota, Eurotiomycetes, Chaetothyriales, Herpotrichiellaceae. The transcript is spliced from 2 exons. Bases 1 to 1035 code for a protein of 344 amino acids.
AUGGCUGGUUCCUGUUCAGAGAGCAUUAUCAACUCGGUGGAAAACUUUUGGACGACUGAAGGCAAUGGCCUCUCCAACGAUGAGAAUCUCAAAAUCCUUACCGCGGGCUUGAACAAUAUGUGCAGCAUUGCCAAGUGUGCGAACGAUCUGAUUAGAGAUAAUCCUGGCCUCAAAGAAUACUUGACAUACCGGCGACUAGUCAAAGUCCUCGAUUUCGUUUUCAAAGGAGCACAGUCACUCAAAAACAAUGCCUCGAAGUCGGGUUUUUCAAUAGAACACCUGUCAAACACUAUCUACGGCUUUGAGAAGGUUUUGAUCCCUCAAACAGCUAUCGCUGAGAGCACAAACAACAUACCCAACUCGUCAGCAAUUGAGCUUCUUCUUGAACUGUUCUACAAGGCUAGCCCAGAGGUGCCUGAAAACAUAUAUGAAUUCAUGCUGGCCUUCGAAGCUAAAUUCGGCAAACACUUCACAGAGACAAACUGUUGCGGGUUGCCCAGAGUGGUUUUCAUAUGCUUUCUGCCCCGUGGCGUGAUUAUCGCAGCUUCCGCACCCCAAUGGAGCUUAUCCUUCGAAGUGCCGGGACAAAGGAAAAGCAAAACGGAAGAAAAGGGAUGGGAGAAAGUGAAUGAACAUCUGAAACAGAUGCGGAGAAAGCGCUUCGGAUUGUUCUCGAAAAAGGCAAGAGGAAACUUCGCAAAAUUGAGGGCAGCGUGGAGGAGAUGGAAGAAGGAUCGUCGCCGAGCUAUGAGCAGCGAGCUGGAACACCGACAUUUCACCGCCUUCGAUCACCAAGGGGCACAAGGAGGAGCAUUCCACGUCCUGAAGGGAGCCGGCAGCAUCCUCAAAAUCUACGAACCGUGCAUCAAAUGCCGCCACUUAUACCGGUUUCAAUAUAUCGGCCAGAAAGCCAUCGACGACCGACAUAAGGACAAGAUACUAUGGCCCUAUAACAGUUGCGCCGAAGAUCUAUGCCAUGAUCUGUUGGUAAACAACAAAGCGUCAAACCGGAACUCGGAUGAAUCUCUGUGCUGA